This is a messenger RNA of Alnus glutinosa, 2197 nucleotides long. RefSeq names its product phosphoinositide phospholipase C 2-like. The record is from RefSeq and is a predicted model, not a curated record. Gene Ontology annotation, molecular function: phosphatidylinositol-4,5-bisphosphate phospholipase C activity. Gene Ontology annotation, biological process: lipid metabolic process; phosphatidylinositol-mediated signaling. NCBI's taxonomy places the organism in Eukaryota, Viridiplantae, Streptophyta, Magnoliopsida, Fagales, Betulaceae. The transcript has 9 exons. Bases 114 to 1883 code for a protein of 589 amino acids.
UAAUCGGACGCCGUGCCACAUAUUCGCAAUCCGAUAGAAAUAGAAGCCCAGGAGCUCUCACUCGGAUACACAUUCAGUGAUUCACUAUACCUGUCUAGGAUUCCACUGACGCGAUGUCCAAGCAAACAUACAGAGUGUGCUUCUGCUUCCGGCGGCGGUUCCGGCUGGCGGCGACGGAGGCGCCGGAGGAGAUCAAGAAGCUGUUCGACCAGUACUCGGAGAAUGGGAUCGUCACCGUCGAUCACCUCCGGAGGUUCCUGAUCGAGGUCCAGAAGGAGGACAAGGCCACCACCGAGGACGCUCAGGCCAUCCUCGACGGUCUCGGCCACCUCGGUAUCUUCCAUCGGAAGGGCCUCAAUCUCGAAGGCUUCUUCAAGUACCUCUUCUCUGACUCAAACCCUCCUCUCUCGCCUCAUGGGGUGUACCAUGAUAUGUCUGCACCAUUGUCUCAUUAUUUCAUAUUUACGGGUCACAAUUCCUAUCUGACUGGGAAUCAACUCAGUAGUGACUGCAGCGAUGUCCCCAUCAUACAGGCUCUGCAGGGAGGAGUGCGGGUUAUUGAAUUGGAUAUAUGGCCAAACUCCACGAAAGAUAAUGUCGAUGUUCUUCAUGGAGGGACACUGACUACUCCAGUGGAACUUAUCAAAUGUUUGAAGUCUAUAAAGGAGCAUGCCUUUACUGCAUCUGAAUAUCCAGUUGUGAUAACUCUAGAAGACCACCUUACUCCAGAUCUUCAGGCUAAAGUUGCUGAGAUGCUCACUCAAACAUUUGGAGACAUACUCUUUUCUCCUAGCGAAGAAUACUUGAAGGAGUUUCCAUCCCCAGAAUUCUUGAAGAAAAGGAUUAUCAUAUCAACCAAACCACCUAAGGAAUACCUUGAGGCCAAAGAAAUUAAGGAAAAUGAUAAUGAUUUGCAGAAGGGUAAAGCUUUAGGUGAUGAAGGAGCUUGGGGGAGAGAAAUCUCAAACCUGAAAAACACAACUGUGGCAAAUGACAAGAGUGAUUUGGAUGAAGAAGAUAAUAUUGAAGUGGAAGAUCUUGAUGAUGGAGAUCUUAAGCCUCACCAACCUGCAGCACCUCAAUAUAAACGUAUAAUUACCAUUCAUGCUGGUAAGCCUAAAGGUGGAUUACAGGAGUGUUUCAAUGUGGAUCCUGAUAAAGUGAGACGUCUUAGCUUAAGUGAGCAACAACUUGAAAAGGCUGUAGUGACUUACGGAAAAGAAAUUGUCAGGUUUACCCAGCGAAAUAUUCUGAGGGUGUAUCCAAAGGGUAUACGUGUUGACUCAUCAAAUUACAAUCCACUAAUUGGGUGGACACAUGGAGCUCAAAUGGUUGCGUUCAAUAUGCAGGGACAUGGAAGAUCACUCUGGCUGAUGAAUGGAAUGUUCAAAGCAAAUGGUGGGUGUGGUUAUAUUAAAAAACCAGAUUUCCUAUUGAAGACUGGUCCACAUGAAGAGGUCUUUGAUCCUAAAGUUAGAUUACCAGUGAAAAAAACUUUGAAGGUCACUGUGUACAUGGGGGAAGGAUGGUAUUAUGAUUUUAAUCACACGCACUUCGAUACAUAUUCCCCACCAGAUUUCUACGCAAGGAUCGGAAUUGCUGGUGUCCCUGCUGAUACUGUAAUGAAGAAAACGAAGACAUUAGAGGACAACUGGGUGCCUACUUGGAAUGAGGAGUUUGAGUUCCCACUGACUGUCCCAGAACUGGCUUUGCUUCGGAUCGAAGUUCACGAGUACGACAUGUCCGAGAAGGAUGACUUUGGAGGCCAAACAUGCCUACCUGUGUUCGAACUAAGAAGCGGGAUUCGAGCUGUUCCACUCCAUAGUCAAAAGGGAGAGAGGUACAAAUCUGUGAAGGUUCUUAUGCGCUUUGAAUUUGUUUGAGAUCAUCGGUUGUUCCACUCUAUCACAGGGAGGAAAGAAAGGACAAAUAAUGUAUAGCUUUUGAAUGUGCGCCUUCUUUUUGGCAAGAAUUUGAUUUAGAGUUAGUACAUAGUUUUACUUGUGAUUGUUAAGGCCUGCUGUGUGAUAUAUGCAUGUAAUGUGUGCCCUUUUCUUCAGAGUUGUGGUGUGGGAAACUGGCAAUGUGUUUUCAUGAGAUAAAGAGAUUGUAAUUCGUUAUAUUUGUUACCAUACGUGAAUUUGUCUGUAAGUGAGCUUUUCCAUAAAUGAUACGUUGGAAGAUUUUUUUGGAAAAA